This is a messenger RNA of Eriocheir sinensis (Chinese mitten crab), 5257 nucleotides long. RefSeq lists its product as uncharacterized. The transcript has 10 exons. Bases 638 to 2104 code for a protein of 488 amino acids. NCBI's taxonomy places the organism in Eukaryota, Metazoa, Arthropoda, Malacostraca, Decapoda, Varunidae. The record is from RefSeq and is a predicted model, not a curated record.
GAGAGAGAGAGUUAUUAAAGUGAAUCCAUAUUCGAUCCAUCACGCCCACUUGCAGGCUACCAAACAAUCAACAGCGUGCGUGGUUUUACGAAGCUGACGUGGAGUCGACAUACGUGUCACCUCAAAGACGGGGCCCUUAAUUUAUUGGACCUCAGAAAAAAGGUCUAUUGCUAAAGUAAAGUUAGGGGCAUGCGUAAUACAACUGCGCGUGGCCUCGGUGCUCAUCUCCGUCGCAUAAUUGGCCCUUGAGCCAUGGUGGGUACAUAUGAACUAAGAAGACUACAAGGAGACUAUAUUAGCCUACCAUAGACUCGAUCCUUGGUAGUACAUAUGAAAUUAACCCAUUGCCUCGAUCGGGACAGGACCAGUGUGACAUCCGGCAUUCCCUCGAUCCCUUCUCAGUUCUCUUCUAAUAUCCUUCCUCCCACCCCUUUCUUGUACUGUGUUAUUCUCUCUCCUUUCAUAUUUAUCUCUCCUCUUCUCUUCCCUCCUCUUCCUCCUCCUCCGAGUUGGAAUACCAGCACUGUCUUUAUUCAGCGUGCAGCCCACUCAGAUCUUCAUCCUCCAUUUCUUGCUGAUGGAUGAAAGUGCCAUGGAAGAGGCAGAGGUGUGCAGCCCAUAGCUAGGGACCAGUGCCAUGCUUUACACAAGUGGCAGUCCCUUUCGAUUCCACUGGCCAGGUGGGGUGCUGAGGCUAUCGCAAGACAUGGCCAAGAAACUCUUUUCCAGGCCUAUGAAAGAGGGUCAGUGUGUGUUGGUGGCAGCAUUGGCACUGGGCUUGAUUUACCUGUUGUUCCGCUACUUUGCUGUGUCCCAAGCCGUCCCUGUUGUUUCUGUCUCGCCGCUGCGUGUCCUGAGGGAGGAGUACACCAUCUGGCCAGCUUUCAUUUCAAAGCUGCCACACAUUCCGGAGUGGUACACCAAUGAGUGCUUCGAUGGCAGGACCUCUGAAGACCUUGAGGAGAUCUUUGGGAGUCUCAUCCCCACAUGGGCUGAGUCUCUCCACCUGGACUGUCAGGAUGCAUAUGCCUUGUUCCUGGAAAUGUUCGAGGUACACCAGCGGGUGUCUGGACCCCUGGAGAUGCCUAAAGCGUUUGCAAAGAAAGUUCAAGCCUGGCUGGGUGGAGAUGAGGCAUUCAAGGAGAAAAUUGAUAAGCAGGCAAUCAUACAUGUGUUCCACCCCCUCGUGGCAGAACAUGUCGUCUACAACCCGGUGAGAGCUCAGAGGCCAAUGCCUUCCCAGGAGAAGGAUAUCUUCCAGUGGGUGGAUGAGAGGGUGAUCAAAACUGAGGGAAACUGUGACUUCUGUCGUCACAGCAGUUAUACAGCCUCUGACAAGUUUGGCAGGCAUGAAACCAAAGAUACAGUGCGGGUGAGCAACACAUUCAAGAUGGACGUCCACCACAGCAUGGUGGUGCCCAGCCACGUCCAUCACCCCCUGCACCUGCCCUUGCCCCUCCUGAUGCACCUGUUUGAGGAAGCAACACAGUGGUUCUUUGAUGUCAGUCAGCAGGAACCCCACUACAUUUACCCAAAUAUAGCCUGGGACACCCUGUUCCAUGCAGGGGCCUCUCAGGUCCACCCUCACAUCCACAUGAUGCUGGCACCAGACCACUACUAUGGGUCAAUGGAGGGCCUGCGUGCUGCUGCCCAGACCUACUUCCGUGUCACAGGAAGGAACUACUUCAACAGCCUCGUCUCUAUCCAUGGCGCCUUAGGCCUGGCUGUGGAGUAUGGGGAUGCUGUAGCAUUAGCCAAUCUAGUUGGGAAGGGAGACCUGGAGGUGAUGAUCUUGUCUGACAUCCCAAGUAAAGACUUCUUCAGUCUCAUAUACUUUGCUGUGCAGGCCUUCCAUGAUACUUUCAAGCAGCCGUGCAAGUCGCUGGCGGGUGCAUGGCCAGCGUUGGGCAUGAGCCGUAAUGCCUCACUGGGCCGCCUGCCAGCCAUCGCACGCAUGGUAUCCAGGGGCGACUGUACCUCCCUCAGGGCUGACUUCAGUACCUUUGAGAUAUUUCAGGCUGUCUUCAAACCUCACAACCCGUGGCAACUUGCAACAGCUAUUAGAAAAUCCAUAGAAAAGUAUGACACACAAAAAAAAGAAUAGAAUGGAAAAGGCAGCAAGGGAUGGGUCUAUAUCAUGCCUCUUAAGAUUUUGUACCCUACCUCUACACAUCUUUGUGAGGCUAAGAUCACAAGCUGAGUACUGGUAAGCUUGUUGAUGUUUUUAUCAGUAUUAUUUAGUCUGUAUGCAUUUCAGAUCUUGGGUCCUCUGGUAUGACAGUUAACAACAUUCAUGAUACAUGUAGUUUCAACAUUUGAAGCAAUAGUAUUUGAAAUGUAGAGUUGAACACCAUCAAAGUUGGGGCUGUACUGGUGUCCUAAAAUUUAUUUCGGGGAUUUUAUGGGCAGCGGGAAGUUUUGUAGUGUUGUGUUAUUGUGUUGUUGUAUGGGGAAAGACUCUUCACUUAAAUUUAUGUAUUCUUGUACAAUUUUUCUCUAUUAGGAAUUUUCCUCCCUCCAGCCUCGCCUGUCUUUUUAGAAUAUAAUCAUAGACUUUGAGCAAUGCAUAAUCAGCAUGUAUAUUUUCCAUUUGCUUGUGUUAUUUGGGUUUGUUACCAUGUGAAAGGGCUAGGAUAAGGUAGAUAUUUCCUUUUUACUAUGAAAAUUUACAUUUAUAACUGUAUUGCAUUGGAAUGUAAAGGCACAACCUAUUUUACUGCCAGAGGCCAGAAUGAUUUUAAAUUAGUACCUGAUUAAGGACAAAUGGUAUCCUUUAAUACACUCUUAUAUUACAAUUUCAUCAUAGCUCAGGGCAGUGGAUAGGUAACAGAUUUACAGUCAUCCCUUGAUUUCCGUUGGGGCCGCCUGCCUUCCUGAGGCCACAAAAAGUGCGGUCUUUCUUCCUGUGGCCCUAUGCACACUAUAGUAGGCUAUCAUCUAUGCAUUAAUAACUCUAACCAUCCACUAAGUAUAUUAAACAAAAAGACAUCACAGUUUAAGCAAUACUACACAGACAACAUGCUGCUGGGCAAGACAUGUUUAAGGCCUUCUGCCUGUGGUGAGUCUCAUACAUGCAAACAACCAUCCAUACUUUUAUUCAUAUAACUCAAACUUUGUCAUGCUCUUGCUUUUAUGGGUACCAGCCAAAUAAUUUUUUGUAUGUGAAAGUAUGAAAUUGUGAGUACUAAAAUUGAGUGGGAAAAAUGAAUGUAAUGUUUGCUUAUUUGAAGGAUAGUCUAGUAUUGAUGGACGUAGAGCAAGGGUCUUCCCAAUCACUUUACCAGCACCAUAUUGGGCCUCCUAGUUGACUGAGCUUUUUUUAAAACAUGAAUGUUAUGCAUGUGGCGAGGACAAGUAAUUGACAAAAAACACACACACACACACACCAUAUAGAAGAGUAUAGAGAAUGAUUAUAGGAAUAACAAAAUAUCUUAAGUAAUUCUCCCUAGUCAUUGCUUCAGCUUUAACAGCUUUAUUUAUUAACACCUGCUGUUAUAUAAUCUCAACAGAUAUUAAGGGUACCAAAUGUAGGAAUAAAUUAAAGAAAAGAGUAGCCAUGCAUAUAUUGGCUGAUUGCUGGUGAAAUGUGUACUAAUAUAUUUGUGGUUAGGUAUGCCUGGCAGAGUUUUUAAGCAUGCAAGAAAGGCUGUGUUAGGUUUAAGUUUUCUAUAUAUUUUUUUUAUAUAUAUAUAUAAAGAACAAUCAGAUGAAAGCAGUACAUGAUUGAAGGAUAACUGAAUUCAGGAUUUUAAAUAACUACAGUGAACUGUUAGGUUAUUUAGAAGACUAAAUGUUUUCCUUUUCUUUUUUUUCCACUAAGUUUUUAUGUACUAGGUCAUUUAUGUAUGAAACUGUAUAGACAGAAGCAUCAGUUUUCAGUUUUUAUUUAAGAAAUAAUAUUUGUUUAUAAUUCAUUAACAAACUUCUGUUUAACAAUCCUGAAUGUUUUAUAGUCAUAGAUUGCAAGUAUGAUGUCUGUUCCCCUUGUCCUGGGGUAAGGUUUGCCUAGUAUACUGGAAUUUAUCCUUUGUUUGAAAUCAAAACUAUGCAUAACUACACUUACUUGAAUAUAAAUAUGUGCCAUUUGUGUCAUUGGUCACAAUAAUGAAAAAGAAAAAUUCAUUUUGGGCUUGUUUGUUUCUUGUCAUGCUUGUCAGUCACCUAAAAUACUUAUGGAGUUCUUUGUCGGUCAUGAAUGGCUUCACACACCUGGCACAUAAUUCUUGUUUUAUUAAGGUGGGUGGCACAUGGCACUUGUUUACCAAGACUGAGAGUAGUUAAAAUGUCUUCUUUUGUCAGACACAUCCUAGAGGACUCUCAUUUCACUGUUAUCAUAGUACAUAAUUAAUUUUCAAGAAACCACUCAUAACCACAGCAUUUCUUGUAUUCUAAGCAUAUUGUUGAUUGCAUUGUUAAGUCCAACAAGUGGUGGCAUCAUUGGUAUGCCACCCAUGCAUGUGGUCUAAAGUUGUCAUCAAAGUGUGAGCCUCUCAACUUUACCUAAAAAUGUCUAAAAUGUUUAAAGUUAAUGACAUCUGUGUUCUUGAAAACUUGGCUUAGUACAUACCUCAGUAAUUUCAUACAUUUCCAACUCUAAAACUUUCUGCACAAAGUUGGAUUCUUCAACAAAAAAGUUUAAGUGAAUUAAUUUUAAGAGUUGAUGAACUGCCAAGUAAUUAUAGAUCAUUGAGUGCCAAAUUUCUUAUUUAUUGCCAGUUUGAUUAAUUUUGUGUUGCUUUAUUUGCAAGAGGUGAUAUGUUAGCUUUGCUAAUACACAAAAAUUCUUGUGUUCUCUUUUGGUAGUGAGUGCAAUUUGAAAUACACUUUCCAUGUUCCUCUAUAAUGACACAUCUCUUGAGAGUAGAACAGUUUUUAUUGAAAUUUUUGUUCAAUGGCUGAAUAGAUUGUUGUUUGUGCCUGAAAUUUCUUUCUAUAAACAUACAAUAAAAUUGGCAUUUGAUGUAUAUUUUGCCGAGAAAACUCUUAUUUAAAGCUCAAAUAUUACCAGUAAAGACAGUUUGUCCAAUUCAAUCAGUAAGCUGUUUUCAAGAAUAUUUUUACCUAAUUUCCAGAGUAAUUGUAAAGUAAAACUAGGUUCUUAACUUAUUCUUUAAAGUCAAAAAAUAAUCUAAAAAAUGUAAUACAUUAUGUUCAGUAUACAAUAUAUUAUCACAUUAGCCAAGCAUAGAUGCUCUUCAUACCCAAAAAAAUGUCUUGUUGUAAUUUCCUACACUACUUAAUAAAAUGUUGCAUGAUG